Molecule: messenger RNA, 1654 nt
Organism: Cannabis sativa
Lineage: Eukaryota; Viridiplantae; Streptophyta; Magnoliopsida; Rosales; Cannabaceae
Exons: 2
Coding region: 718-1263 (181 amino acids)
Molecular function (GO): nucleic acid binding; zinc ion binding
Source: RefSeq, a predicted model, not a curated record
UUUUGAUUAAUCAAUUGUAAUUCUCAAAUUAGACUAUGUCUAUUUGUGAAAUUUUCACUAAGUAAGGGCGAAAUUGUAAAGAAAGAGUUUAUAGGGGCAUAUUUGUUAAUUAUGAUACUUUGUAUGGUUCAAUUUAAUAAUUAUUUAUAGUUAUUAAAUAGUUAGAAUUGGCAUUUAAAUGGUUGAAUUUGAAAAUUGGCAUUUUUGAGAAAAUCAGAUGCAGAAAAGAUAAAACUACAAAAUUGCAAAAAGUGAGGCCCAAAUUCACUAAGCAUGGCCGGCCACUUUUGUAGAAAAUUUAAACUGAUAUUUUUAUUAUUUUAAUGCCAAAUAAUUCAAACCUAACCCUAGUGGAAUGCUAUAAAUAGAUAGUGAAGGCUUCAGGAAAAUUACACUUCUGAUUCAGAAAAAAAAAACUGAGCCUUCUCUCUCCCUAUCUUUGGCCGACCCUUCUCUUUCUCCUUCCCUCUUCAAUUUCGAAAAUCUUAGUGUGAGAAUAGUGCCCACACACAGCAAGUGAUACCUCAAUCAUAGUGAGGAAGAUCGUGAAGAAAGACUUUCAGCAAGAAGGAGUUUCAGCAUCAAAGAUUCAGAGAAAGAGAUCCAGGUUCAGAUAUUGAUAAUGCUCUGCUACAGAAAGGAAUCAAGGGCUAGAUAUCUGAACGGAAGGAGUCAUAUUAUUCCGCUGCACCCAAUGUAAGGUUUACUAAACUUUAUAUGUGUUUAUUUCAUCGUUUUAGAAAGUUCAUAUUUAGGGUGUUAAUCAACAUACUUGUGAGUAGAUCUAAGAUCCUGGUAAAUAAUUCCAACAGUUAUUUCCAAGAAGCCCAGGAUCAUGGUGCUGAAAUGGAUCACACUACUCAAGUAAGUCUUAUCUUGAAUAGUUUGACUCUAGCAUUUCUACCAUACACAUCAAAUUAUGUCAUGAAUAAGAAGGACAUAGACUUUCAUGAGUUAGUCAAUGAUCUUCAAACUUAUGAAAAUUUUAUUGGAGGACCCAAGAAGAAAGAAAGUAAGCCUCAAAAUUCUGGGAAUGGUAAUGAGACGAUCAAACCUGAAGCAAAUGUUGCCUCUGCUUCAAAUCCCAAAUCGAAGAAGAAGUGGAAGAACACCAAGAAGCGUGCAAAAGCCAUGAAAAAUAAAAAGGUUGCUGCUUCUGGUGAUGCUACACUCAAAGGAAAGUGUUUCUAUUGCAAUGAGAAAGGUCAUUGGAAACCCCAGUGUCCUAAACUUCUUGCAAAGAAACAAGGCCAAGCUACUUGAACUCAGAUGAGUUGGAUCGGAAAGCUGGACCAAGAGUGAAAUCGUCCAGAUGAAGAUGAAGCUCUUCUAUCUAUUUUUUGAAUUAAUUGUUUUAGUUUAAAGACAAUUUGGAUUUCGAAUUUUAGUUAGGGAUUUUUAUCCCUGUUUUUUCUCAUAUUGUUGCAAUACAUUUUUUUAUUAUUAUUAAUAAAGUUUAUAUUAUUUUCGAAUUCAAACCAAUUGCAAUUUAUGAGAUUGAGCUUCAUUUACUUUAUCUUAAACAACAAUUACCACAUUAUAUUUAUAUGUUUGUAUGUGUAGUGUUUUUAUUAUUGAUGCAAAUUCUAUAAUAUUUACAACUCUUCAUAGAGUUAUAUUAAAUAAACACUAAAAAUUAUUUCUAUGUUUAUUA